Klebsormidium nitens is the source of this 2920-nucleotide messenger RNA. Lineage: Eukaryota; Viridiplantae; Streptophyta; Klebsormidiophyceae; Klebsormidiales; Klebsormidiaceae. The record is from the annotation of a GenBank genome assembly.
AUGGUGGACGGUGAAGUCACUGGGAGAGAGGAUAGGGUCUCCUCUCAAAUGGAACGUGAUACGGAGCGGAAAAACAGGGACAAAGACAGAGACGAGGAGAGAAAGCACAAGGACAGAAAGAAAGACAGAGACGGGGAGGAUGAGGAGGAGAGACGGCGGAGGAAGAAAAGGCACAGGGAGAAGAAGCGGCUGAGGGAAGAGGCUAAGCUAGCACACCCUGCUGCCGGAAAAGAUGAUGAAGAAGGCGAAAUUGUGCAGUCAGAGGCGGUAGAAGAGAAAAAAGACAGGGCGGAGAGGAGUCCACUUUUGGAGCCUGGGGAGAUUAAUGAAGCACUGCAGAAACCGGGGCUUGCCUGCAGCGUCUCAAAUGGUGUCACGAGGGUCUUCAGUAGCAGUCAGGUUAAUGCCUUGGAUGCUGUGAAAGAGAAGAAGAGCCCCGGCCGCGGUCGGUCCCAGGAGGAGAAACCCCUUACUCACGAUCUUGAUGCUCCAGACACAGGCAUGCAGAUGCUUCUGUCUGCAUAUAGUGAGAGGGGUGCAGCUGCUGAGAAGGAUGCCGAGAAGAAGCGCCAAGAAUUAGGCGAGAAGGAGGAGAGGCCCAUGAAGGAUGCUGACCGGGGGCACCGGCAUCGCUCCCGAGAGAGGAGGGCAGAACGAGGCGGCAGUGAGGAAGCAAGGACAUCUGAAAGGGGGGAAGAAAGGCCGAGACAUCGUUCAAGGGAUCGGAGUUCACGAAAAAUGGAGAACGGAAGUCCCGACAGGACAUCUAUCAGGUCAAAGUCCAGGGAGAGCAUGAGGAGCCGCGGACGCUCCCCAGUAGGGCGCCCUCAGUCUCGGGAUGGCACCUUGGAACGGAGAAGGCAUCGCAGCCGUUCUAGAGAUAGUGUGCUGGAGCCACCCCCUCCACCUCCCAGGCGCCGCGAUCUAAGCAUUGACCGGGUUCGAGAAUCGUCGCCUGCCCGGAGGGGCAGCAGAGAACCCUCAUACAGGAGAGGGGACAAGGAGAGGCAGGCAGAUUACCGAGGUUCACGAGAUGAUUACAGUUCAAGGCGCAGUGAGAGUCGGAGCCGCAGGGAAGACAGCAGGGCGCCAAGCACUCGCGUGGAUCCUGAGGAGGAGUUGCGCAGGAAGGUGGAAGAGGAGCAAAAGAGGAAAAAGGAGGAGGAAGAGUUCAAAGCGCGAGUUGCCCGGCAGCUUGAGGAGCAGCAGGAAGCAGAGGUUGAUCCUGAAAAGGUGCUUGAAGAGAGCCGCAAGAGAAGAGAAGCCAUUCUAGCUAAAUACCGGCAGCAGAAAGCAGAGCAGGGAGCCUUGCAGGCCCCUGCUGGCGAGAAGUCGAGGUUUGCACCUUUGCAGGCUGUCGACGGUGGUGCUGCUGGUACUGCCAAUGGCGCCUCUGUUGCAGAAGGCACUGGGUUGCCCCUUCAUGGUCCCUCGCAGCCUGCCAUACCUGUGGCUGUUUUGACUGGCUCGGCACCUGAUACCCGUAUGACUGACGCAGAAACAUCGACACCAGCGAACGAGAACGGGCACAGGCAUGAUUCUGGGCAAAUGGAUGCUGUCUCCUAUCAAGAGACUGCAUCCGAUGUUGGAAAGGUUCAGGAAGGUGGGGACAUGUUUUCUGACGACAUGUUUGGAGAUACUCCUGUCACCGGUCGGAAGCUGGUGACAGCAAAUGGGGCGAUGGUUGACGCAGGGCUGGUUGACAACUGGGAUGAUCCCGAUGGAUACUACACCUUCAGGAUUGGUGAGGUGCUCGACAAGCGGUAUGAGGUCCUGUCCUCUCAUGGACGGGGGGUCUUCUCCUCGGUGGUCCGGGCGCGGGACAGGCUAGCCAAGGCCGGAGAGCCGCAGGAGGUGGCUAUCAAAAUCAUCCGCAACAAUGAAACAAUGUUCAAGGCGGGUCAGCAAGAGCUGGUGAUUCUUCGCAAGCUGUCCGGCGCUGACCCCGAGAACCGGCGGCACUGUGUGCGGUUGUUGACCAGCUUUGAAUACCGGGACCAUCUCUGCCUGGUCUUUGAGUCGCUCAACAUGAACCUGCGGGAGGUCUUGAAGAAGUUCGGACGGAACAUCGGGCUAAACCUGUCGGCGGUCCGGGCGUACGCACAGCAGUUGUUCAUAGCACUCAAGCAUCUAAAGAACUGCGGGGUCCUGCAUGCCGACAUCAAGCCGGACAACAUGCUGGUUAACGAGCAGAAAAACAUGCUGAAGCUGUGCGACUUCGGAUCCGCCAUGUUCAAUGGGGACAAUGAGAUUACGCCGUACCUGGUCAGCCGCUUCUACCGCUCACCAGAAGUCAUCCUGGGAUUGACGUACGACCAUGCAAUGGACAUGUGGUCCAUUGGGUGCUGCUUGUACGAGCUGUACACGGGCAAGAUCCUGUUCCCUGGCAACAGCAACAACGAGAUGCUGAAGCUCAUGAUGGAGCUGAAGGGACCCUUCCCCAAGAAGAUGCUCAAGAAGGCGGCGUUUGCGGAGCGCCACUUUGACCAGGACUUCACCUUCGGCGUGAUCGAAGAGGACCCUGUGACUCGCAAGAGCAUAAAGCGCAUCAUGACCAACCUGAAGGGCAAGGACCUGGGCGUGCUCCUUCAAGGUAGUGCCAGGGGCUCGGAGGACAAGGCGCUGCUGACCAAUUUCAAGGACCUGCUAGAGCGUGUACUGACCCUUGACCCAGAAAAGCGGCUAGACGUCUCUGCAGCGCUGAAGCAUCCGUUCAUAAGCGGCAAGUGACGGGAGGAUUUUACGUGAAACCUAGAGUGUUUGUCUAGCUUCCUGCCUCAUGUAUGGCUCAGGACCCUUGAGGUUGCGUUUCGGUCGAAAUAGGAAUGACUAGUUGGGACCGUAUUGGGGCCUAGCUGUCUUGCAUCUCGAGACAUAAGCCGACCAUUUUUUGUCCAAAGACUGAUACAUCCUCCUUUUC